UGAGUUUGAUACUCUUGUUAAUUUGAUUAGGGCAGAAUUAGCUUUAUCAGCGUUUCUCAUAUACUUGUGUAUAAGUGUCGUUGAUACUGGUAUUAACUGGCACCCUGAAAUUUGUCAAGCGUUUUUGAGAAUUAAAAUUGUUUUGGGAUGCGUGUUUGUUUAAUAUUUUUAAAUAUUUCACUUCACAGAAAUUAACCAAUUGCCUGUACCUAAAAUACUUAACUUUUCCGAAAAUUGCGACGGCGAAUUCGAUUGGGGUCUAAUUACAAUUGAUAUUUAUUCCAGUUAAUAUUUCACUUCCUGACAUGAAACUUAAGCUAACAGGAUAAAAGCGUUUGGAAUGUAAGUAUGUAUGUAUGUAUGUACAAAAAAGAGGUGAGCAUAAUUCAUUUCGUUAACUUAUGGUAAUAGAUGAAGGUAAGCAUAUUUAAUAUUAUUAGGGUAAGUAUUUUUACACAAUGUUCAAAAUUGAACAUGUUCGUUGCUGCCAGACAAGGACAACAAUAUUAUACUUAAAUCUUUUAUAUAUUUCAAUGUUAAAUAAGAUAAGAAAUAAUCUAGCUAUUGUAAUCAUACAGUCCACUAGUAAUAGAUAUCUAUGAGUGACAUUGCUACACUCACUCAAACAAUAAAUUAAUAGAUAUCAAUACGCUCUUAUACGUCUUAUACGUUAGAAGUAAAAUAAUCGAGAUGACCUUCUGUAGCAGUUAUUAAGCAAGGAUGAGUUAGUCAUUAAGCAAACAUUGAAAUGUGACGUAUUAAUUCCCUAUUGUAAUAUUUAAAUUUAUUAAUAGAUUAAAAUUAAAUCCAAUAAACUAAUAUUAAAAUUUCACUGGCGCAGUCGGUAGGAUCUACGAAAAAAGAUCCUUAAACGAACCUACAAUUAAAAAAUUAAUAAUAAUCAUAAUAAUAAAAAUAAAGUUAAUAAAAAUAAAAAUAAAUACACGCGCUGAAUAAAAAACGGCAUAUUCUAUUGUCAUGCCGUUGGAUGUCAAUGUCAAAGUAAAGCAGUCCAAUGUCAAAUAAAGAUCAGUGUAGUGUCUUUCAAUAUCAUAUCAAUGUCAAUGUAAAUUAAGGACAAAUUAAUGUCAAAGGAAAGACAUCUACAAUACAAAAAAAAAAUUAUUAAGACCGGUUCCAGUGAUAGUGACAGUUUACACGAAAGAACGAGAACUUAAAUACAAAAAAAAAAUUAAUCAAAUCGGCUUCAGUGAUUUACACGAAUAUUAACUAGUUAAGAGACUCAAAAAACUCACAGUGUAUGAAAAUUAAUACUCUUGACAAUAAAGAAUUCGUGUAUAAAAAGAGAGCUUUAGAACAAAUACUACUAAAGUAAAGAAAAAUUUUACCGAUAUCUAUUACUUAAUUUUGUUAAGAUAAUUUGAUAAAAAAAAGAACUAUAUAAAAAACAAUUGAUCUUAAUCUAUAUACUGCUCUUAUCAAUGCGCGUUGAAGAAGAGUUAGAAACUAUAGACAAAAAGUUGAGCUCUCUUAGUAUAAAUAAAGAAAUAACAAUGACCGAAGGAAGAGAAAAGCGUGAUCUCGUUAUGCAAACCAUUAAGCUGAUUCAACCGUUUGACGGCAACAAAAACUACUUAGCGAUGUAUGUAUGUCGACAGCAUGGAUAGCGUUGUACCUCGGUACACAACUAUCUCUUCAGAAGAGGCUGCAUUUUAUUUCAACUGUGUUACCUGCACUCUAAGAGGUUCUGCUCUUGAUAUUGUAAGACGGGAGCAACCGUGUGAUUGGACAACACUACGACAAUUGCUUAUCGAUGAAUUUGGCGAACAUACACCUGUAUCUACUCUUAUUUUGGAAAUCAGUAAUAUAAAAUUUAAGAAUAGUGUAAAAUUAUUGUGCGAAGAAAUUAACAUCGAAGUAUGUAGAGUAAAAGAUUGCAUUAAAUUAAAAAAUGAAAAUAUAUCCACUAAAACAUUUUUGUACAAAGAGCUAGAUCAGAUUAGUUUAAAGACGUUGAAAAGGGAAUUGCCAAAUUAUUUAACAGCAUUAAUAAACGCAAAUUUAGUAACUGACCUUAAGUCCGCAGUUAAAAUUUUGAAAGAAAAUAAUGUUUUUGAAGAUGAUAGAAGAUUGAGCAAAACCAAACAAAAUCAUAAUCAGAGAAACAUCCCAUUUCCCAGAGUUCCUAACUUUUCUCACAUAAAUUCAAAUAGAGAAAAUGGUAACGAGUUUCAACAUUUUUGUCCGUCUAAUGUAAAUCGAUUUUUUGACUAUUCUCAUGACAAUAACUAUCAGGGAUAUGCAUUGCCACCUAAUAACGCAAAUCAUUUUUAUCAUUCAAAUCCAAAUGGAUGGAUUUAUCACCCACAAAUGAAUACAACUUUGAAUUGUCCUAAUAGUUAUACUAAUAGAAAUAAUUUUAAUGCGCAUAAUGACAAUAAUGUACCUAAAAUAAAUUCGCAACAAACAAGAAGGCAAAAUGAAAGUAAUUCGAAUCAAUCUAGAAUAAGGCGAUACGGCGCUCCUCAACCAAUGGAAUUUGAGUCAUCAAAUUUUCAAUUAGAAGCCUCGGAGGAUUACCAACAAUAGAAUUAAAGAUUGAACAUAAAUUUAUAAGGUUUUUGAUAGAUACGGGGUCUUCUGUUAGUUUAAUUAAGCCCCAAGUUCUUAGUAGUAGAAUCGUUGAAGUUGAACCAAUAUUAUUAAAAACAGUUACAGGAAAGGUAUUACUUAAACAAAUUCAAGAAGUUUUCGACAAUUACCAUAACCACAAAUUGACGUUUUACGUUUAUAAUUUUUCCGAUAAUUACGACGGAUUAUUAGGCUACAAUACACUUCGUCAGCUCAACUCUAAAAUCGAUUUAAAAAAUAAUACGAUUAGUUUACAAGGACAUAUAUACAAAUUUUUCAACACUGUUAAAAAUUAUACACACACAAACUUACUAACCGAGUUGAAAGUCAAUGAUGGUCAAUUUACUAACACAUUCAGACUCAACCAUUUAAAUAAUGAAGAAUCGGAAAAAUUGAAUAAAUUACUGAAGAAACACAAAACUUUAUUUUACAAGGAAGGUGAGAAGCUUACAUUCACCCACAGAAUUAAACACAAAAUAAAAACUAUUCAUGAAGAUCCCAUCUACGUUAAAUCCUAUAGGUACCCAGAAGUACAUAAAGCGGAAGUAAACAAACAAAUAAAAGAUAUGUUAGAACAAAAAAUAAUUUGCCACAGUACUUCUCCAUAUUCUGCACCGAUUUGGGUGGUACCUAAAAAGCUAGAUGCUUCAGGUAAAGACAAGUGGAGAAUCGUUGUAGAUUACCGUAAGUUAAAUAAUAUUACUGUGGAUG
Molecule: messenger RNA, 3303 nt
Organism: Bactrocera dorsalis (oriental fruit fly)
Lineage: Eukaryota; Metazoa; Arthropoda; Insecta; Diptera; Tephritidae
Exons: 1
Coding region: 1606-2550 (314 amino acids)
Source: RefSeq, a predicted model, not a curated record